ACUUCUCUCAUAACAGCUAAAAACCACUCCAACAGAGCACACUUCACUUCUUCGUUUUUGUCUUUCCUCUUUUUUUUCCAGAGAAGCUGAGAAAGCCCAGCUCGCCCUCAACUCCCCGAUGGGUUUGAUGAAUGUUCUCAAAUUCUCAGCUGCAUGCUUUGAUCUUCUUGGCUGGCCUCUGUUUGCACUGGGUUAUCCUCUAUGUGCUUCAAUUCGGGCAAUUGAGACUAACUCAAUCUCAGACGUUCGGAAGUGGGUGGCGUAUUGGGUUCUAUUUUCCUUGAUUUCACUCUUUGAUCAUACUUUUGCCAAGCUCCUUGAAUGGGUACCAUUCUGGCCUUACAUAAAGCUGAUGGUCAUCUGCUGGAUGGUGAUACCGCAUUUUGAUGGUUCAUAUUCUGUCUAUCAACACCUAGUUCAUCCAUGCUUGUCCAUGGAUCACAAG
Molecule: messenger RNA, 445 nt
Organism: Vitis riparia (riverbank grape)
Lineage: Eukaryota; Viridiplantae; Streptophyta; Magnoliopsida; Vitales; Vitaceae
Product: HVA22-like protein a
Exons: 4
Source: RefSeq, a predicted model, not a curated record